AUGUCCGAGCACUGGAAUAGCACGUCGAAUUGGCAGCCGCCGAGGAGACACGACGAACCGAAGCCGAUCCCGAUCCCAACGAAUUCCGGCAGCAAGCACAUCGCUUCGCCACGCAGCGAAUCGUAUGGAGGUGGCUCGCUGCCCCGGCAGGUUGUCGAGAAUAUCCUGCACGGAUCGCCGUGCACCCCAAAACAGCCCGAAGUCUUCCAUGCUGUCGAGAAUCCGUUUAUGCACAAAAAUGUGUGUAUUCCCCAGCCGCAGCCGUAUCCUCCACAGGCCGGUAAUUUGCUGCCCGGAACACCGGAAGUGCCGAUGUUCCUGAACACAUUCACACCGAUGGGUCACACUACCUGGAAUGGUCUGCCCACGAUGGGUCCUCGUCCGAUGGGCGGUCAGCCGCAACAGGCCCCGGUGUCGCCUCCGCAUCAGCAGCUCUCGCCAGCCCAUGGCAUGCCCUUCUCGGCGCUUUCACCAA
Messenger RNA from Mesorhabditis spiculigera, 475 nucleotides. Lineage: Eukaryota; Metazoa; Nematoda; Chromadorea; Rhabditida; Rhabditidae. The record is from the annotation of a GenBank genome assembly.